AGUCAUAACUAUACCAAUUGAGGCAAAUUAAUCAAAUAGCGGCAAUGGGGGGCCUGUGCUUACAGCCUCUCGGACGAAUUGGGGCCUUAUAGUUAUGCUACUGUCUGUACUUAUUAAGUAAUACAAACCGAGAUCUGUAUCUGUAUGUUGUAUAAACAAAACACUUCAAGAUUGUUCGACAUUAGCUUAAUCACAUUUGCACUCCUUAUUUUUUUUCCGCUUAUCAGACUUAACAAUUUAUCUAAAGUCUGUUUGGAACACGUUAUCAGAUCCCAUGUCAGAUGCUUAGUGACUAUUGGCACCACACGUUGCGAUAUGUUGUGAGAUGGUUUACGAGUAAAAUGUGACAUAAUUUUUAGAUAUAUAUUGAAAAAAAAAACAUUGAGUGCGUUUACUUGAUAGUGAACGGAAAUCUAACAGUGUUGGCUGCAAGAGAAGGUUCAUUUAGUUGAUACACCAGUAUUUGAGGCAGUAUGACCCUUACAGGAUGGAGACUAAUAUUAAAUCGAGUAAUGAUUAUACCACAGCGCUAUGUGCUCGGAGUCAUGGGUCUAUUUGCUUUAGCGAACUCUUUCACAAUGCGGGUCUGUCUCAGCAUGACAAUCACACAGAUGGUAACGCACACGGCUUCCACUGAACACAUAAUUGGUGAGACCUGUCCGGACACAUCGAAUGUCACUCUGAUUCCUAAUGUAACUCUGAUGAUAUAUGAGGGUCGAGAAAAAUAUGACUGGAGCGAAGCGACUCAGGGAUUCUUACUUAGUUCCUUUUAUUAUGGAUACGUGCUGACUCACCUGCCCGGCGCUCUUCUGGCAGAGAAGUUUGGCGGGAAAUGGACUGUUGGACUCGGUCUGUUGACUACGUCGGUGGCCACCGUACUGACUCCGUGGGCUGUUUCUGUCGGAGGCGCUGUCGGGCUGUUUAUAAUUCGCGUUAUUGAGGGAAUGGGAGAGGGUCCAGUAACACCAGCCUUUGUACUGUUAUUAGCGCGAUGGGUACCCCCGUCGGAGCGAUCUCGAUUUGGCGCUAUGAUAUUCGGUGGCGCCCAAAUUGGUAACAUUUGUGGUCCCUACGUCUCAGGUCUACUGCUGGCUGAUAAUGGAGAUUGGGCCAACGUUUUCUAUGUGUUUGGAGGAUUGGGGAUAGUUUGGUUCAUAUUCUGGAGCCUCUUAUGCUACAGUACCCCAAACACCCAUCCGUACAUAUCGGACAAGGAGCGAGACUACUUGAAAGAUAGCGUCAUUGCUUCCGGUCUGCACAGGAAGCUGGACCCGGUGCCAUUUAAGGCUCUAUUGAGAUCGCCAACGCUUUGGGCACUCAUCGCUGCGGCUAUCGGGCACGAUUGGGGCUACUUCACAAUGAUCACCGACCUCCCCAAGUACUUCUCCGACGUGCUCCGCUUCAACAUCAAAGAGACCGGCCUCAUGUCCGCCUUGCCCUACAUGGCUAUGUAUGUGUCCUCAUUUCUGAUGGCUGGCCUGUGCGAUCUAUGCAUCAAGAAGAAAUGGCAUAGCAUCAGCACGGGCAGAAAGAUAUACACGACCCUAUCCUCUUCCGUGCCGGCAGUUUUUAUAAUGCUGGCCUCGUACUCGGGCUGCAACCGCGCGGAGGCCGUCGGCCUCUUCAUAGCGUCCAUGGUUUUCAUGGCAGGCUUCUACAGCAGCGUGAAGAUCAAUGCGAUGGACAUCGCGCCGAACUACGCAGGAACGUGCUCUGCAUUUGCUAAUGGGAUCGCGGCGAUUUCUGGCAUGAUUACGCCUUAUUUGAUCGGGUUGUUGACUCCUGAUCAAACAAUAGGACAGUGGCGCAUUGCAUUCUGGGCAGUAUGCGCGGUGCUAGUAGGCACUAAUAUAAUUUACCUGAUCUGGGGAAGCGGUGAUCCGCAGUGGUGGGAUGAUGUGGACAAGUACGGCUAUCCUCCAGGUUGGAAACAUGGGCUGCUGAAAAAACGAGCUCCGGACACUGAAAAGAAAAUAGUGUAUCCCAAACAUGAUCAUUCGCCCGUCUCGACUGACUGAAAAUAAAUUACAUAAGUGCAAACUUUUGUUUAGUCCUUUAUCCGUGACUAGCUAAUGUCUAUCAACAAAACUAAAAUAUGAUAUAAUCCGGCACUUUGUAUGUAAUAUAAUAUAAUAUACCAUACUCUUCAUUAAACAUGAAAACGAUUUGCUUACAUACAGUAUGUAUUUGAACGAAAAGCAAUUACUUAAACCCGUUAAAGUUUAGGUCAUACCGAGCUACUAUUUACGAAGGGACCAACCCUGAAAUCGCGAAA
This is a messenger RNA of Cydia pomonella (codling moth), 2275 nucleotides long. Its product is annotated as putative inorganic phosphate cotransporter. Gene Ontology annotation, molecular function: transmembrane transporter activity. Lineage: Eukaryota; Metazoa; Arthropoda; Insecta; Lepidoptera; Tortricidae. Bases 474 to 2018 code for a protein of 514 amino acids. Gene Ontology annotation, biological process: transmembrane transport; monoatomic anion transport. The record is from RefSeq and is a predicted model, not a curated record. The transcript has 9 exons.